CCAAAAGCCAAACAUCAAAAUGCCGAAGCUCUUGACCGUAUUUGGAGCCACUGGAAAUCAAGGUGGCUCCAUUAUUGAAGCAGUCCUGUCUGAUGCCACACUUAGAGAAGAGUUCACGAUUCGUGGCAUCACUCGUGAUAUCUCUAAGCCAGCCGCUCGAGCUCUUGCAGCUAGAGGUAUUGAGGUAGUUGCGGCCGAUAUGGAUUCUAAAGACUCAGUGCUACAAGCUGUCACGGGUUCUCAUACUGUUUUCCUCGUGACUACUCCCGACUUCACGGGUGGCGAUAGCAAAGAGCUAGUUCAUGGAAAGAAUGUUACAGACGCAUGCCAGGAAACUGGAGUUCAACACUUGAUUUUCUCAUCAUUGCUUCACGUAACUGACACCACCAACGGCCGUCUCACCCAUGUUCCUCAUUUUGACAUGAAGGCUGAGGUGGAGCGUUAUAUUCGCUCCAAGGAUAUUCCUAGCACCUUUCUCUUGCCCGGCUACUUUAUGAGCAAUUAUACCGCGCUGCAAUUGAUAAGGAAAGGCGACAAUGGAGAGUACACUCUCGCCUAUCCUGUUAGCGACAAGGCUAUGUUCCCUCUCAUCGAUAUAGAGGCUGAUAUGGGUAAAUAUGUUAUUGCUUCAAUUAAGCAGAGAGAAGAUGUCCUGGGCAAGCAAAUUCUUGCCGCAGCUGACUACUAUACGCCGGCGCGUAUGCUUGCAGAAUUUGAAGAGGUUACUGGUGGAAAAACGAAUUUUGUGAAGCUCGAUGCAGACACAUUUAAAAGCUUUUUCCCGUCGCCAAUGGGUGUGGAGAUGCUAGAGAACCACCUCUUCAUUGAGGAGCCGGGCUACUAUGCAGGGAAGAGUCUCAGUGAAAGUCUUGAUCUUUUGAACAAGGUUGGAUUGAAGCCAACUACGUUUAAAGAAUUCCUAGUCAAGAACAAAGCUGCGUUCUAA
Molecule: messenger RNA, 946 nt
Organism: Trichoderma asperellum CBS 433.97
Lineage: Eukaryota; Fungi; Ascomycota; Sordariomycetes; Hypocreales; Hypocreaceae
Cellular component (GO): nucleus
Source: RefSeq, a predicted model, not a curated record